Messenger RNA from Pyricularia oryzae 70-15, 2966 nucleotides. RefSeq lists its product as uncharacterized. The transcript is spliced from 2 exons. Bases 242 to 2467 code for a protein of 741 amino acids. NCBI's taxonomy places the organism in Eukaryota, Fungi, Ascomycota, Sordariomycetes, Magnaporthales, Pyriculariaceae. The record is from RefSeq and is a predicted model, not a curated record.
UCCACGGGGACUUUACUUCUUCUCUUCUUGUUUGUGGGCUUUUUAAUCCAAGGGCGAGAUCAAGUGCGUCUCAAGCUGCUCAAACGACCAUUUAAACAUCCACCAUGCCACUGGGCCGAUUUCUCAUUUCGCGUUUUCGGCCUAGCAAAACCGGGCAGUGAGGUCAAAUAACAAGAGAAAGAAAAAUAAAGUGCAUCUCCCACCCCCAAGCCGCUGGCUUAUUGUUCGAGGCGGAAAGGAUAUGGCGAGCCCGUCGCUGAAAACUGGCUUUGGAGACAAUAGCCAAGAGUUCGACUCGCUCCCCCGCUGCGAGCGCUUGAGCAAGCCGAGCGAGUUCGAAUCUUGGAAGAAACUUCUCUACGAGCGGCUGCGCGAGCGUGGCUUAUCUCACGUGCCCCUCGUGCCACCCGCCGCUUCAGACCGGAAGCGGGAUGCCAGAUUCCAGAGGCGUCCGACUGCAGAUGAACUGCGGCGGGUCACCGUUGCGCUCAAAUUCAGUGUCAUAGCACGGGUCAGAAAUGCGCUUCUCGGUGGGUCAUUUUUCAGGGAAGAGACGCCUUGGGAGAUCUGGUCAGCCAUCCUUGAAUGGGCAGGAAAGCGCCCCGAAGACGAAAAUGAAAAUCAUGGAGUUUUGUACACGUCACCAAAACCCGUUAGGCCUGCAGAGCCUCGCUUCUCCUUCGACAAGCUUAGCUCUCUCCUGCAAAGCAUCGCCACCAUGGGCCUUGCUUCCUUUGAUAGCUUCGAGGCCUACGUGGUGAGGUUCAACAACCUACGCAAGCAACUUCUAGGCAUAAGUUGCAGUCUUAGCGAAAAGCAAUAUAUAGCAUUCUUCAUCAUGGGCAUCAAGGAUGCCGAGGAACACCGAGGGUGGAUCCGAAAUGCCACGGAUGAACUAGAAACAAACCCCGACAUCACUUUGAACUGGGUGCUGUCUAUUGCCAAUGCUGAUUCAAGGCGAUCAUCUCUUGUUCCGGACGGAAAUAUCGCGGGUCGGGGCGUGAAGCAAAGGGAGAACGGACAUGGCUCGUAUGAAAUACCCUAUUCGCGUCAUCACAGCCAGCCAUACCACCGCAACGAAGCCGAGCCGAGAGACGGCUUCACCUACGACAGUUAUAAACCAGACUAUAAUGGAGGUCGGGGCAAGGACCUGAAAAGUCCACCGAAUGCCCGUGAAGAUUUCAGUACACAAGGGCGCCCCCGAGCGAAAACUGCUGUUGAUGACGAGCCGCCGAGGAAGCCUCACACAAGAGCACAGGGGGACCUAUUCAGGACCGAUAGUCCUUCCAUAAAUUCGAAGCCCAGUUAUGGAACGAUCAAGGGAAAGUUCACAAAAAUAGGUUUCACCGGGCGCUUGCGCACCCAGAGCAAAGAACUUGACGAAGAAAACGUGCCAGACCAGGCUCGAAAGCUGAGUGCUACCAGUGAAAACAAUAACUCGACGGCUGGAGAGCGGCGUGCUCAGCCUAGUACCGUCGAGGCGACUGACAUCUUUAGCCCCCGACCGCCAACACCAGUUAUCAGCAAAACUGAAACCCCGACGGUUAGAAACGUCACAUUUGACGACAGACCCCGGUCUGCCGGUGGUGCUGGAAUAGAUAGUGGAAACACAGUGCCUGUGAAGCAAACCACAAACAAAACUUCAAAUAUCCAGAUCAGAGGUUUGAGCGGUUCCAAACCGUCAUUAUUAAACCAGACAAAGCCGGAUAGUAUUGAUCCAAACCCGACAUUUACAAGCCCAGCCCAGUCACGACCUUCCAUCAUGCAACAGACCUUUGAUGACAGGCCCGAGGCUGCUGAUGGCGCUGGAAUGGAUGGUAAAAGCGCAUCACCUGCCGGACAAAUGACGAUCAAAACUUCCAACAUUCGUAUCAGGGGUUUGAGCAGUGCCAAUCCGCCAUCUUCAAACCAGAUAAAGGCGGACAUCGUCGAUUCAAAUUCUACAAGCACAACCCCAGUCUGUCCCCAACCUUCCACUAUGCCACACCGCAAGUUUUCAGCGGCCGAAACAGAACAGAGUUCUAGCAAUAGUCCUGCUAGUACAUCCACCACAAUGCCGCAAAUGAGCAAAAACCAGGCAGAUCCUUCAGCGCCAAGCCCCGAAAAACCUCUACAUGGAUCUCGAAAUUCACCCCCAGUGACUUCGGUAUCUAGUCCAAAACUUCCUGCAGCGGCCACAGUUCCAGAAGGCGCAGUAAAGGGAAGAGUAGUGGUGAACAGCACCGGACGUACGUCGUCUCCAGUUUUACUAAACGCAGAUACAAGCAUAUCGCCCAAGGACGCGCCUAAUCCCAUGGCCCAAGAGUCGAAAUCGUCUCAAAAGCCAAGAGAUGAGAUUCCCCCAGUAUCCAAGAAAAGAGUGUUGCAGGAAGAAACGGGCAAGGAGCCAUCAGCAACCGGCCCGCCAAUCAAAAAGAGAGUCAGUGCCAAACAGUUGAUGCAAAGUAUGUUGUCUAAGCGGCGAUAACUUGACAUUACACUACUGUUCGACAACAAACACUACCCACUGCAGAAUACUUUUUACAAGCUGCAAAAUCGGACGUCAAAUCGGUCAGAUUCACUUUUAACAACUCUGUUUGCGCCCAAGCCACCACUUUCGAACAAUGGUGACGAGUUACUCUCAGCCUCUUAUCUAAAUCAUUGGACAGUGUACCUCCGAGAUUUUGACUGGAAUGAGCGCAGGGGUAUACUUGACAAACGAGGCUUGACAUAUGGCUACGUUUGAGCGCGAGCACUCUAGAAUUCUAGAAAAAAAAAGUCCUUGGUGUCUCCAGGGACACCUUGUAUACUAUACAGUCUUGGUAUUGAGCUAAGACAAAGUGUUUCGGUUGGGAUCGAGGGACAGAGACAAGGGAUCUCGGUCGAAGGAUUGGUCAGGAACUUCAAACACGAGUGUCUUUAUACGAUACCAACAGAUGUGUGUACCUAGUCAACAACAACACAAAAACACCAUCCUUGCACAUGCA